UGUGGAGGCGGGACUUCCUGUCCCGGCGUCCCGUUACCUCCGGAAGAGCGAAUCCUCACUUACCUCCGGCAACUGACCGAGCUUGCGAGCGAGCGAGCGAGCAGGAUCGAACCCUCGAACCCGAGAUUCAGAAGAUGGCUGAUCCUUGGCAAGAAUGCAUGGACUUUGCAGUAACCCUGGCAAGACAAGCUGGAGAGGUGAUUUGUGAAGCUCUAAAACAUGAAAUGAAUGUUAUGAUUAAAAGUUCUCCAGCUGAUUUGGUAACUGCUACGGAUCAAAAGGUUGAAAAAAUGCUUCUGUCUUCUAUAAAGGAAAAAUACCCAUCUCAUAGUUUCAUUGGUGAAGAAUCUGUGGCAGCUGGGGAAAAAAGUGUCUUAACCGACAACCCCACUUGGAUCAUUGACCCAAUUGAUGGCACAACUAACUUUGUACACAGAUUUCCUUUUGUAGCUGUUUCGAUUGGCUUUGUUGUAAAUAAAAAGAUGGAAUUUGGUGUUGUAUACAGUUGUGUGGAAGAUAAGAUGUAUACUGGCAGGAAAGGCAAAGGUGCCUUUUGUAAUGGCCAAAAACUACAGGUUUCGCAGCAAGAAGAUAUAACCAAAUCACUAUUGGUGACAGAAUUAGGUUCUUCCAGAACACCAGAGACUGUAAGAAUUGUUCUCUCUAACAUGGAAAAGCUUUUCUCCAUUCCCAUUCAUGGAAUCCGGAGUGUUGGAACAGCAGCUGUUAACAUGUGCCUGGUGGCAACUGGAGGGGCGGAUGCAUAUUAUGAAAUGGGAAUUCACUGCUGGGACAUGGCAGGAGCUGGCAUUAUUGUCACUGAAGCUGGAGGAGUCCUUAUGGAUGUAACCGGUGGACCAUUUGAUUUGAUGUCACGAAGAAUAAUUGCUGCAAAUAGCAAAGUGUUAGCUGAAAGGAUAGCCAAAGAGAUUCAGGUUGUACCUUUACAAAGAGAUGAUGAAGAUUAAUAGCAUGGACUCAGAGUCAACUACAGUUAUGGUUCCUGUGUUCAGACUCGUUGGUAUCAGUCCUAGGUGGAUGACACAGGACUGGGAUAUAGUUCAGAGCUGGAACACUUGCCUAGCAUGCACAAGGCCCUGAGUUCCAACCCUGAGAUCACGAGAAAAGAAAAAGAAAAAGAAAAAAACGGAUGUAUGAUAUGAUUGAUUUAGAUUGUCUUUGAUGUCCUAAUUUAAAACAAAUCUUUUUCUAUGGACUGUGUUAGAGUAUUUGUUUAUUGUAAAAAGUUUUUGCUUCUAAGUGUAUGCUUGGGGGGAAAAUACACAGGAAAUGUGUAUUCCUUUGCUAUACAUUGAAAUAGUCAAAUUCACAUUUUGUGUUUCUAAGUAUAUAUGAUUCUCUGAACUUUUGUGUUACUAUUUAUAUACAAAAGCACUCAAUUAGAACGUUACCUUUUUUGCGGAAAUUUUUUUUUCUAAAAGCCAUAUUUUAAUUACGUUUGUAAGUAUAUAAUAAAUAUUUCUUAGAUUAAUAAAACUUUUGCUUUUUAGCAGAAAACUUUGUUUUACUCAUCACUGUACAUAUAGCACAGUAUCUGUCAAAUAGUCUAUCCAAAAUAAUCACUUAAGAAUGAAAAUUUUAGCUGGAGUCGGUGCCUCACAUCUAUAAUCAUAGCUACUCAGGACACUGAGAUCUGAGGGUGGCAUUUCAGAGCUAGCCUGGGCAGAAAAAG
Dipodomys spectabilis (banner-tailed kangaroo rat) is the source of this 1693-nucleotide messenger RNA. RefSeq names its product inositol monophosphatase 1 (gene Impa1). Gene Ontology annotation, molecular function: inositol monophosphate 1-phosphatase activity. The record is from RefSeq and is a predicted model, not a curated record. Gene Ontology annotation, biological process: phosphatidylinositol phosphate biosynthetic process; signal transduction; inositol metabolic process. Lineage: Eukaryota; Metazoa; Chordata; Mammalia; Rodentia; Heteromyidae. Bases 135 to 968 code for a protein of 277 amino acids. The transcript is spliced from 9 exons.